GGAAAAGCCAGCGGAAAAAGGACAUUGGGCGAAGUCAUGGACGAAGAUCUUGCUAUAAAGCGAACAAAAAGAGGUUCUCAUGACCAUGACGAGGCACCUAUUCUUGUCCAAUCGCGAUAUUUCAGCGGGGGAAGUGGCACUCAAGGUUCCGCACGUAGCAGAGAUAACGUGCUAUCAGAUAUGACUGCAUCAACCGCUGGGUCGUCCCGAAUUUACGAUCUAACUCUUGACAAGGAGAGCCUGUUCUUGGACACAGAACGUCGUGAUGAUUCGAUGUGGAACGUGGAGGAAGUGCUCGACCCUGUCACACAAGAGGAAGGAUACAUAUCACCAACACCAUCUUACUGCCGAUUGGACACACCUGAUAUAUCUUCUCCGGUACGACCGCGAUCCCAGGCUAAACGGCAUUUUGAGGAUGACUUCGAUGACUUUGGCGCUGAUAUCGUAUCUAGCCCCGUUGCAGUACGAUCACUAGCACGUCAAUGCUGUCGGCUUGAUGGGCCGAAGCACAACGAAGUCCUCGUGCCGGAUACACCUACACCAUCUCACCGCAAAUCAAAGCAAAAGGCAUUGAACGGUCCAAAUCUGCGGCACAUCCUGGCCAUCGAUUUGCCAAGCGAUAUUGAACCACCUUCCUCGGGACCCGUCACCCCAGAACAUACGGGGCAGACAGGGAGGGACAGGACUAAUGACGUGAUAGACGUUGAUUCGACCGUAGAAAACUCUGAGCCAAAGGUCUGUGCGACGCGCAAUGAGAUCG
Molecule: messenger RNA, 760 nt
Organism: Serpula lacrymans var. lacrymans S7.9
Lineage: Eukaryota; Fungi; Basidiomycota; Agaricomycetes; Boletales; Serpulaceae
Exons: 1
Source: RefSeq, a predicted model, not a curated record